CAAUGUUCAGGUCAUGGUCAAAUGAUGUUACCACAAGGUGAUCAGGAAAAAGACUGUCGUUCUUCACCAAAAAUGCCAUGUUUCGUAGCCGGAGACGAACGCGCAAAGCGCCUCCAUUCUUCAGAAACUCCCAUCAACCAGGAAGCCCGUAGAAUUGUGGUGGGAGAACUCCAGCACAUCACCUUCUCCGAAUUUCUGCCCAAAGUCAUUGGACUGGAUCUACUGAAUGCGCAAGGAUUGGUUCCAAAGAAGACCGGCUAUUACACAGGUAGGAUUCCAAAACACACUUUCCCUCCAGUGUCCGAUUGGCAUAUUCGCCUCGCGAGUGCCUCGCAGAGCAGUCACACUGCCUCAGCGAACGCAUGUCGGCACGCAAAGCUCUCGCGCCGCGGAUGUGUAGCCGCAACAGGAACACUGCAAUUGAGACAGGCUGUAGGGUACGAUGAUACAUGUGACGCGGCCAUAUCGCAACCAUUUGCGACAGCAGCAUUCCGUUUUGGUCACACACUCGUACGACGCAUGUUCCCCAGGAUGAACUACAAUUACAAGUUUGCACAUUUUGCUCAGGCUUUUCAACUUUUCACCUUAAAGUCCGCAAUUUACAGAAAUAUGAGCGAACCAGUUGAUCUCGUCCAACACUUCGGACAUGUGGGACCAAUUUAUGACAAAGAAUCAGGCGGUAUGGAUUCUGUGCUGAUGGGCUUACUCGGAACGCCAUCAAUGGCUUUCGAUCGCCACAUCACAACUGCUCUGCGAAAUCAUUUAUUCAUGCGAAGAGGCGAAGAAAAAAGUGGAAUGGAUCUCAUUGGUUAG
This is a messenger RNA of Cylicostephanus goldi, 813 nucleotides long. Lineage: Eukaryota; Metazoa; Nematoda; Chromadorea; Rhabditida; Strongylidae. The record is from the annotation of a GenBank genome assembly.